UCUCUCUCUCUCUAUCUCACUAUUUCUCUCUCUAAAACCUUGUUUCACUCUCUCCGAGAUUUCUUCUUUUCUCUCUCUUCUCCCCUCUCUCUCUCUCUAUCUCUCUCUCUCUCUCUAGAGCUCUUCACUUGGUGCGGAGAAGAAAUGCUCCGAAAUUUCAAGAUUUGUUGUAGGUUAUCAACGUUCACGGAGUUGGUUCUGGAUAGCCGACUAUCGAUUUAAGAAGAAGAAAAAAAGGGAGAGAGAGCAGAAAUUAGAGAAUGGAAGGAGAUGUGUUUUCGGGGCUGAACAACGGGGGAGGAGGGGGAGGAGGAGGAGGAGGAGGAGCGCAGGUGGAUAGCAAGGUGAUGCAGAAUUUCCAGAAGAGCUUCGUGCAGGUGCAGAGCAUAUUGGAUCAGAACAGGCUGCUGAUCAACGAGAUCAACCAGAACCACGAGUCGAAGAUCCCCGACAACCUGAGCCGCAACGUCGGGCUCAUCCGGGAGCUCAACAACAACAUCAGGCGCGUCGUCGACCUCUACGCCGACCUCUCCGUCUCCUUCUCCAAGUCGAUGGACGCCUCGUCGGAGGGCGACUCCGCGGGGAGUAAAUCCGGGCAGAAGCGAAUUAGGCCCGGUUAAAAAACAAGAGAAGGUGUGGAUCAGAGGUGGAUUAUUCUCUUUGUAAGUGUGUUUGUGCUCUCUCUCUCUCUCUCUCUCUGUUUCUGAAGCAGUUCAAUUUUUCUUUAGGAGGAGGGGGGGUACUUACUUUGUAGAACAUAACCUUUGUGGGAAGUUUCCUUUUGUUGGUACUUAUUCGCUUGUAGUUCAAUCAACUAAUUAUGUGCCUUUUUAUGCAUUUUUACAUGUCUUAAUGAUUAA
Molecule: messenger RNA, 860 nt
Organism: Ananas comosus (pineapple)
Lineage: Eukaryota; Viridiplantae; Streptophyta; Magnoliopsida; Poales; Bromeliaceae
Product: protein ELF4-LIKE 3-like
Exons: 3
Coding region: 261-620 (119 amino acids)
Biological process (GO): entrainment of circadian clock; positive regulation of circadian rhythm
Source: RefSeq, a predicted model, not a curated record